This is a messenger RNA of Oryza brachyantha (malo sina), 2438 nucleotides long. Its product is annotated as long chain acyl-CoA synthetase 4-like. Lineage: Eukaryota; Viridiplantae; Streptophyta; Magnoliopsida; Poales; Poaceae. Bases 132 to 2099 code for a protein of 655 amino acids. Gene Ontology annotation, molecular function: long-chain fatty acid-CoA ligase activity. The record is from RefSeq and is a predicted model, not a curated record. Gene Ontology annotation, biological process: fatty acid metabolic process. Gene Ontology annotation, cellular component: endoplasmic reticulum; membrane. The transcript is spliced from 19 exons.
CACGGCACAGGUCCGCGUAGUCCAUCCAUCCACGCCCUUCAGUCCUUCACGGGGGAGGCCGCUACGCCGCGAGGAAGAGACGGCGGCGAGAGAGGGAGGAGGAGGAGGAGGAGGAGGAGGGGGCGAGGAAGAUGGAGCACGUGAUCGAGGUCGAGCCGGGCCGCCCGGCCGCCGACGGCCGGCCCUCCGUGGGCCCCACCUACCGGAGCGCCUUCGCGCGCGACGGCUUCCCGCCGCCUGUCGACGGCCUUGACAGCUGCUACGACAUCUUCCGAAUGGCCGUGGAGAAGUACCCAGACAACAGAAUGCUUGGUCACCGUGAGAUUGUUGACGGGAAGGCUGGUACAUACGUUUGGAAGACAUACAAGGAGGUGUUUGGCAUUGCCACUAAGAUUGGUAACUCUAUUAGGAGCCGUGGACUUGCAAAGGGAAGUCGUUGUGGUAUCUAUGGGGCUAAUUGUCCUGAAUGGAUUAUCACGAUGGAGGCCUGCAAUGCUCAUGGAAUCUACUGCGUGCCAUUAUAUGACACUCUUGGAGCGGAUGCUGUAGAGUUUAUUUUGUGCCAUGCAGAAGUUGAGAUUGCUUUCACCGAGGAGAAAAAAAUUGAGCAGAUCUUCAAGACAUUCCCCAAGUCAACUGAAUUCUUGAAAACAAUUGUAAGUUUUGGGAAGGUAACUCAGGAACAAAAGGAAGAGGCGUCCAAAUAUGGGCUGGAGAUCUAUUCAUGGGACGAAUUUCUUUCUUUGGCUGGUGACAAAGAAUUCGAUCUUCCGGUGAAAACGAAGAGUGAUAUAUGUACUAUAAUGUAUACUAGUGGAACUACAGGUGACCCCAAAGGUGUACUGAUCUCCAAUGCGAGCAUUAUUUGCCUAAUCGCAGGUGUAGAUCGGCUGCUUAACUGUGCAAAAGAAGAACUGGAGCAAACCGAUGUUUACAUGUCUUAUCUUCCUCUUGCUCAUAUCUUUGAUCGUGUUGUGGAAGAGCUAUUUAUGUUCCAUGGUGCUUCCAUUGGAUUUUGGCGUGGGGAUGUUAAACUACUAGUUGAGGAUAUUGGGACACUGAAGCCAACUAUCUUGUGUGCCGUUCCACGUGUUCUUGACCGGAUAUUUUCUGGACUCCAAGCUAAAAUUGCAUCUGGGGGUUUCAUAAAGAGUACAUUGUUCAAUCUUGCUUACAAAUUCAAGCAAUUUAGAAUGAUGCAAGGAGCUAAGCACAAUGAAGCUGCUGCAAUAUGUGACAAAGUAGUUUUCAGUAAGGUGAAAGAAGGUCUUGGGGGAAACGUCCGUGUUAUUUUGUCUGGAGCUGCCCCACUUGCCACUCAUGUUGAAGAAUACCUACGAGUGGUGACUUGUGCACAUGUCUUACAAGGAUAUGGUCUAACGGAGACCUGCGCUGGAUCUUUUGUCUCCCUACCAAAUCAGAUGUGCAUGAUAGGGACUGUUGGUCCUCCGGUGCCAAACAUUGAUGUUCGUCUGGAAUCUGUGCCUGAAAUGGAUUAUGAUGCACUUGCAACUAGACCACGUGGAGAAAUUUGCAUCAGGGGAGAAACAUUAUUCUCAGGGUACUACAAGCGUGAAGACCUUACGAAGGAUGUUUUGAUUGAUGGAUGGUUCCAUACUGGAGACAUUGGUGAGUGGCAACCUGAUGGAAGUAUGAAAAUCAUAGAUCGCAAAAAGAAUAUCUUCAAGCUUUCGCAAGGAGAAUAUGUAGCAGUUGAAAAUUUGGAGAACAUAUAUGGUCUUGUUUCUGCUAUAGAUUCGAUAUGGGUGUAUGGGAAUAGCUUUGAGUCAUUCCUUGUUGCUGUGGUCAAUCCAAACAAAGAAGCACUUGAGACCUGGGCUGCGGCAAAUGGAGUCUGUGGUGAUUUUGAGGCACUGUGUGAGAAUCCCAAAGCAAAAGAAUACAUUUUGGGAGAACUCUCAAAAGUAGGAAAAGAGAAGAAGCUCAAAGGUUUUGAAUUCAUAAAGGCUGUACAUCUCGAACCAGUGCCAUUUGACAUGGACCGUGAUUUGAUUACCCCAACAUAUAAAAAGAAGCGCCCUCAGUUGCUCAAGUACUACCAGGGCACUAUUGACAACAUGUACAGAAGUGCCAAAUGACCUCGACAUGCCGUCUAGAACAUCCAAGAUCGACGGAGCGGACAUAAGCACAAAUCUCUGAAGCCGACGAUGUUGUCUGUUCAUAGUUAUGGAUGGAAAACGUUAUCAAAUUUAUUUCGGAAACGUUUUGCCUUGUAUGUAGAAACGGGAUAUGCAACUGUACGAAGAAUUGCAAGCACCGUUUGUGUUGCCUGACCCCCCCUGAAAAUGCCAAAUUUGGAAUUGAGAAUUAGCAGCAUCGUUGCAUGUUCUAGUGAGCUUCAUAGUUGCAUGUUCUAGUACUGCGUGGGAGGUUGAACUGAACUUUAAAUACAUGGAAGCUCCCAUCGCGUUUAAAUA